Molecule: messenger RNA, 4349 nt
Organism: Hyalella azteca
Lineage: Eukaryota; Metazoa; Arthropoda; Malacostraca; Amphipoda; Hyalellidae
Product: syntaxin-binding protein 5-like
Exons: 18
Coding region: 1-4296 (1431 amino acids)
Biological process (GO): regulation of exocytosis; regulation of protein secretion
Cellular component (GO): SNARE complex; plasma membrane; cytoplasm
Molecular function (GO): myosin II binding; GTPase activator activity; syntaxin binding
Source: RefSeq, a predicted model, not a curated record
AUGUGCUGUACCCGCAAGACACUUGAGAUUGUGGAACGUGAGGUAUGGGGGCUGUGGCUCCCCUCUGGUAGCCACAGCCCCUUCACCCUCCUCCCUAUCCUCACUCCCCUUCCUCCCCUACAGUGCCUGGAGAUCCCCAUCGUGUACGACGCGUACGACACCGGCGACUACUCGCCAGAGUGCGAGUUCCCUCCACGGCCGAGCCUGCAGGUACCGAGGUCUCCCCUCUCCGCGACGACCAAAAGACAACCUUCACCUCAACCAUCAUCACCACCACCACAACCAUGUUCCACCACACCCACCAACCAUAAACCCCAACAACAGUCGCCUAACACCACCAGAAAGCAAGGAACAGAUCUUUCCCCACGGUGCGUGUCCACCUCCACCAUCUUUCCCCACGCCAAAGUGAACAAGGACGGCAAGCAGGAGACGUGCAAGCCCAUCCUGAAGGUGGAGUGGACCUCCACCAAACUGGGGGAAUCGUUCAUCAUAUUCUCCGGGGGUUUGACCAAUAACCACGCAGGCCGCACCCCCAGCAUCACAGUGAUACACGGCAAGACCACCACAGUCCUCGAGAUGGAGCACAACGUCGUGGACUUCAUCACACUCUGCGAGAGUCCCUGGCCUUCAGACCAAGCAGACCCCUAUGCGCUGGUGGUGCUACUACACAACGACCUGGUGGUGGUGGACCUGCUGACGACGGGGUACCCAUGCCACGAGAACCCGUACCCCAUGGACCUGCAUGAGUCACCCGUCACCUGCUGCGCCUACUUCGCCGACUGUCCCGCGGACCUCAUCCCCGCCUUCUACUCCGUGGGGGCCGCCCGGGCCCACAAGACCGGCUUCAGUCCCCGCGAGUGGCCCGUGUGUGGGGGCGAGUGGAGCUCCACGUCCUGCGGCUACCCUGAGCUCAUCGUCACGGGGCACGCUGACGGGUCCCUGAAGUUCUGGGACGCGUCCUCCGUAAGCCUGCAGGUGCUCUACAAGCUCAAGACGACCAAGGUCUUCGAGAAGGACAAGACGAAGGGCGCGACCGCCGACGACGACGAUCCCUUCGCCGUGCAGCACGUCUGCCUCUGCCCAGAGUCACGGCUCCUCGUCGUGGCAGGGGCGUCGUGCCACGUCAUGCUCUACAGAUACUGCAAGCAGGAGACCUGCGCUGAGAUACCCGUGAGACGUGGGCACGUGUGGGGCAUGGGGGCACGUGUGGGGCACGGGGAACACGUGUGGGGCAAGCUCGAGACCUGCGCUGAGAUACCCCAGGCGUCCCUGGACAUCUUCGUGACAGUGCACGUGCGUGGGGGCAUGCAGAAGAAGCCCCCGGGCUACCAGGCUGAGCUGGUGUGUCUCACCCCCUGGGUGAACGGCGAGCCUCCCGGCCAGAUAACCGCCCUCGCAGUCAACUCUGCGUACGGCCUGAUCGCGUACGGCAACGAGAGCGGGCUGGUGAUCGUGGACUACGUGCAGAACACGUGCCUCCUGAACAUGGGCACACCUGAGCUGUACGGCGCCGCGGACCCGUACCAGAGAGUACCGCGCUCCCCUAAGAAGCCCGACCAGAAAGACGAGGACAGAGAUCCGUCGCCUUCGUCAGAUCAGGAAUUCAAAGAUAUCGCCAGAGGAUGCCAUAUUGACGAGAUUGACGGAGGCCCCUGCUCAAGUUAUGGGGGCUCGGGGAGUCGUGAGGAACUUCUUGCAUCCGUGAAAAGCAUGAAGAAGAUGGAUAACCGAGGAAAAGGGGAGCUAGAUAUACAAAAGUCCAUGAUACGAAAGUACUGCAAGUCGAAAGACGAGCAAACCAAACCUACUGAUUCUAAGAUUGACUUGCUAAAAUUUCUCACCCGGAAGGAAAGCAAAUCGAAGGUCUUGGUAAAGGAAGAUAAGCCGAAGGAAGGUGAGGAAGAUUCGGAGGAUUUAAGUGAAGGAAGCUUCAAAAAAUGUCACGCCAAAUCUGAUUACAAAAAUUGCGGUCCUGAAGAGGAAAUGGAGCUUGGGAGGUGCGAAUCAGACGACCUCCUGUUAUCUCUUGUUAGUAACGCUACUGACGCCGCUGACAUCACCUUAACUGAAACGGCAGCUCAGGGCCUACCUGAUGAUGACAUCACCUGCGACAAAACUGAGGAUGAAGCUAAAACGGACGCUGAAUCCAAGCCCAAUGAACGCAAAGCAUCGCGCUUCAGGCUACGUGACACCUUUACGAAAUUUGACGCAAAGGUGCGACGAGCUUUCUCCUGGGAAGCCAGCACAUCGCUUGAUGGCCCUCCCGGAGAAGAGGGCCAGAAUCAAGAAGAGGAAGGAGUGAGAGACACGCCUCUGGACGACGUCAUUGAGGCUGAAGUUGAUGAAGCCCAAGACGCUUUGACGACGAUUGAGAGACGAUGCAGCUCGGUGAGCACUACCACGUCUGAAGGUGGCAGUCCUGUAUCAGGGGUCGUCUCGAGUUCAAACUCGACGCUGCAUUCGAGUAAAAGAGGCUCUAUCGAGUCGACACCUGAGGAUGAAUGCAAAGGAUUGCCUCCAAGCACUGUCGGAGACGAUCCAGACGAGAAAGGUUCCGGGAACAGGUCAUCUUUAGUACUCUUCGACGAAAAGGGCAGACCUGUCCCCCCUGCUCGAAGCAAGGGCCGUCUUGCUGAGUCUAAAAUCCGAUCUCGUAAAGGCUCGGAUGAAGGUGAUCGGGUAUCCGGGAGUUUGACUGUGUCCGGUCCGAGUAGCUUGCAGUCAACCGGUAUAUCUCCAAACGAAGCAGGGAAAACUUCUAAACCUCUGAUCGGCCUCAAUAUCGACGAAGCACAAGCGCACGCCGACUACGGCGAUCCAAACGCACGAGAAACAAAUUCAAAUCCACACACGCCUUCUCCGGGGUCCCAUCUUCUUGUUGGCGGGGCUGCCACGACUUCUGGGUCAUCAGGUGUCACUAGCCCAACGAGUCUGGGUGCCUUGAAGAACUUCAUGAACAGCAUCACGAAAAUAGCUUCGUCCUCUCAUGGUACUCACGACAAGUUAGACGGCUCGUUUAGUCGGUCGCGGUCCUCCAGUAUAAGUAGCCUUGAGAACAUCAGCAGUGAGGCCAUCCAGUGUCUUACCUUCGCUGACUCCUACGUCAAGAAAAACGAUGCCCAAAUGUUGCCAACACUGUGGGUCGGCACCAGCCUAGGUUCUGUCAUCCAAGUGAUCGUGUCCAUACCCAGCGCUGAAACCAGGCUUACCAACCCCGUCUCUGUCUUCCCUAGUGGUACCAUAUUCCGGCUGAAGGGUUCUAUCCUGGCGAUGUGCUUCCUGGACGCCAGCGGCGCCCUUAUCAGGAGCAGCUUCGAGUCUUGGCGGGACGCGCAGCGGGACAAACGGGACCGAACUCCCACAAAGAGCACCAGCACCCCCACCUGUGGAAGCAGUGGGGGCAGCGGCACACCCAACAAUAGACUCUCCCCCACGAACUCUGGGGGAGGGGGCAGCACAGAGCAGCACCUCGUGUCCCCCACAGAGCGGCAGUUUAUCGUCUUCUGUUCUGAGAAGGUCGCUAGAGUGGUUGAGCUGCCAUCCCAGAGCUGCGUAUACAAGCAGAUCAUCACCGAGGUCUCCUUCGUCGUCAAGGCUGAAAUCAUCCAAAUGAAAGAUGCGGUGUGCCUGGUCUGCUAUAUCGCCACAGGCCACAUAGCCAUCUUCAACCUGCCGAGCUUGCGGCAACUCACCUACGUAGACUUCUUACCAUUAGUGGACCUCAGUUUCCAGACGAGGAAGCAAGGCAAUGUUGUUGACCCAAUGCUCUCGAUUUGGGGCCAGCAAAUGUUCGUGUGUGAAGACACUAACCAGAUCGCGAGAACUUUUUGCUUCACGAACCACGGCCACGGCAUGUACCUCUGCUCGCCCUCUGAGCUCCAGAAGUUCACAUUGUCUGCGGAUAUUUGCAAGGACCUGCAGGAGCUGCUAGGCGACUUGUUCCUUCCCUGCGAGAUGCCAGAGGCGCCGAAGCAGAGUUUCUUCAAAGGGCUCUUCGGCGGAGGCGUGUCACAGCUUGACCGGGAGGAGCUUUUCGGCGAAGCAAGCGGGAAGCCUGCGAGCUCAGUGGCUAAGCACGUGCCUGGGCCGCAGCAGCAGAUGGAGGCCAUGAACGCCCGCGCCGGCAACGCCACCUCCGAGAUCGGCAGGGCCAAGAUGGCAGCCAUCGAGAGGGGCCAGCGUCUGGGCGAGCUCGACGAGAAAACUGCCAAGAUGAUGCACGAAGCUGAGUCAUUCAGCUCUGCAGCGCGUCAGCUCAUGCUCAAGUAUAAGGACAAAAAGUGGUACCAGCUGUAAUAAGUGGUGUCAGCUGUAAGGCUUGGUACCAGCUGUAAGGCGUGGUAGCAGCU